Molecule: messenger RNA, 1512 nt
Organism: Penicillium pulvis
Lineage: Eukaryota; Fungi; Ascomycota; Eurotiomycetes; Eurotiales; Aspergillaceae
Product: MFS transporter
Exons: 4
Coding region: 1-1512 (503 amino acids)
Biological process (GO): transmembrane transport
Molecular function (GO): transmembrane transporter activity
Source: RefSeq, a predicted model, not a curated record
AUGCCGUCAACCGAGUCAGACACAGAACCAAGGAAUGUGUUACAGCUAGGUACCAUGAACGAAAAGCAAAGCUCAGAGCUGGGAAGAGCGUAUCCUCCUCCACCCCCUAACCUGGAAGCCUAUGUCGUCGAUUUCGAAGGCCCCGAUGACCCAACACAUCCCUACAACUGGAAACUUUCUACCAAGCUUUUCUUCUCUAUCCUAGUCUGUUCAGGAACAUUCAUAGUUUCACUGACCAGCGCCAUCUUCGCCCCCGGAAUCGACAACGCCAGCGCAGAAUUCAACGUGAGCUCAGAAGUAGGAUCACUCGCAACAUCUCUCUACGUCCUGGGCUUUGCAUGCGGGCCUCUGAUCUGGGCACCCGCCUCCGAGCUACGCGGAAGGAAAUGGCCCUUGACCAUCGCUAUGCUCGGGGGAGGUAUCUUCACGAUCGCGUCAGCCGUCGCCAAAGAUAUCCAGACACUGAUAAUCUGUCGCUUCUUCGCUGGGAUGUGUGGCGCGAGUCAAUUGACCGUUGUUCCUGGCGUCUUGGCAGAUGUCUUCGACAAUACAUAUCGGGGAAUGGCCAUCUCGCUAUACGCAUUGACGGUAUUUGUUGGACCGUUCACAGCGCCGUUUCUCGGUGGGUUCAUCACAGCUAGUUACUUGGGAUGGCGAUGGACCCUUUAUCUACCUGCCAUCCUGAGCUUUGCUAAUGGUGUUAUUUCGCUUUUCUUUCUUGGUGAAACCUACGCCCCGUGUUUACUAGUUGCGAAAGCGGCUUAUCUACGUCAGCAGAGUGGGAACUGGGCGAUUCAUGCAAAGCAUGAGAAGAUUGAGGUGGACUUUAUGCAGCUUUUUGAGAAGUACUUUACGCGGCCGCUGAAGAUGCUGAUUACCGAACCGGUCAUUCUUCUUGUUUCUCUCUACAUGUCCUUUAUCUAUGGGUUGGUGUAUGCGCUUCUGGAAGCAUAUCCAUAUGUCUUUCAACAUACAUAUGGGAUGAGCAUCGGAGUGGAUGGGCUACCAUUCAUUGGCUUGAUUAUUGGUCAGGUCAUGGCUUGCUCUUUCAUUAUUUCCCAGCAGGGGAAGUAUGCACGAAAACUAGCGGAGAACAAGAAUGUCCCAGUGCCUGAAUGGCGACUGUCCCCUACUAUAGUUGGGGCUCCGGUAUUUGCAAUGGGGAUUUUCUGGUUCGGCUGGACAGGCUUCACUCCUGCAAUCCAUUGGGCUGUCCCCACUGCAGCAGGGAUUUUCAUUGGGUUCGGAGUUUUGUGCGUCUUUCUUCCGUGUUUCAAUUACCUCGUCGACUCUUAUAUCUCACUCGCAGCGUCUACUGUUGCUGCCAACAUCAUUAUGCGCUCGUCGGUCGCUGCAGGUUUCCCACUAUUCACUAAGCAAAUGUUUGAAGGUAUGGGAAUCCAGUGGGCUUGCACGCUACUUGGAUGCUUGGCUGCUGUUAUGAUUCCGAUUCCUCUUGUUUUCAGAGCCUAUGGACCGCUCUUGCGAAGGAAGAGCAAGCUCUUUCAAUAG